Messenger RNA from Cryptomeria japonica (Japanese cedar), 4561 nucleotides. Its product is annotated as pentatricopeptide repeat-containing protein At3g12770-like. The transcript is spliced from 2 exons. Lineage: Eukaryota; Viridiplantae; Streptophyta; Pinopsida; Cupressales; Cupressaceae. Bases 195 to 2813 code for a protein of 872 amino acids. Gene Ontology annotation, molecular function: zinc ion binding; RNA binding; protein binding. The record is from RefSeq and is a predicted model, not a curated record. Gene Ontology annotation, biological process: RNA modification.
UGACACAAAUUGUAUGUCCGCCCUGAUGUUAACGGAACAUCAAAAAAAUGAGCCCAAGUCCCUCCCAAUAAAAAGCUCCAUUUAUUCCAUCGUUCGUCAAUCUGAUGUUCUGAAUACAUCUUGUCAUUUGUUGCAUCCUUCUUCACACAAUCUGAUGUUGUUCAAUGCAUGUCGCUCUUUAACACUGGUAGGUAAUGCCCUCUAUGAAAUUUCUUAUUCGCCAAUCCAUUUACUCCUGCUAUUAUUCUGCGCACCUUCACUUGAAAACUGUCUUCCUCCCAUCAUGCAAACUACACUUUACCCACAGAUAUUUUUGUGCUCCUCCAUUACCACAACACCAAGUGCCAAAAGAACAACGCCCAGCCGCAAAAACACUAGUUUCCCAAUCGCAAACCAGUCAAAUCCGUACACUCUGCAGAAAUGGCAGGCUGAAGGAAGCCCUGAAAAUUUUACAGGAAAUGGAUAACAUCCCGGCGAACCCUGCAACGUAUGCUUCUCUUCUGCAGGGUUGCGGAGACAUGAAAGCGCUUGAAGAAGGUAAGAAAGUACAUACCCACAUAAUCUCAAAUGUAAUUGAACAGAGUAUUUUUUUAGAAACCAAUUUAGUCACCAUGUAUGGAAAAUGUGAUAGUUUGUCUGGCGCUCGGGAGGUGUUUGAUCGGAUAAAAGAACCCAAUGUAUUUUCUUUGAAUGCCAUGAUAAGAGGAUAUGCUGCACAGGAAAAUAAUGAAGCAGUCGUUAAAAUUUAUAAAAAAAUGAGGUCCAGAGGGGUUGAGGCUGACGGGUUUACUUUUAUGAUUGUUCUGAAGGCCUGUUCAAAUUUAGGAGUUUUGGAACUAGGCAAGGAAGUUCAUGAAGAUGCAGUUAGGCUUGGGUUGGAGGGUGAUGUAUUUGUGGGGAAUGCAAUUAGUGCCAUGUACGCUAAAUGUGGGAGUUUGGAAGAUUCACGGCAAGUGUUUGACAAAAUGCCUGAACGAGAUGUGGUCUCCUGGAAUGGGAUGAUAGCGAGUUAUGCUCGUCAAAAGAAUUUUGGUGAUGCUUUGAGGCUGGCUAGGCAGAUGGGAGCUGAAGGGUUAAAGCCUAAUUCAGUGACGAUGGUGAGCGUGCUUCCUGUGCUGGCUCAGAUGGGAGCGCUUAGGGGUGGGAAAGAGGUCCAUGGUAGUGUGAUUAGAAAUGGGUUUGAGGGGGAUGGGCUUGUGAGAAACGGGCUGGUUAGCAUGUAUGCAAAAUGUGGAAGCUUAGAAAAUGCAUGCAUUGUAUUUGACAAAAUGCCUCAGAGAGAUGUAGCUUCAUGGAAUGCUAUGAUUGCUGGUUAUGCACAAAAUGGACGCUUUGAUGAAGCCUUGGAGAUUUUCAAAGAGAUGGUGCAGGUUGGUGUGAAUGCCAAUAUGCUGACGAUUGCAAGCAUUCUUCCAGCAUGUUCUUGUUUAUCAGCUCUGCAGCGGGGUAGGGAAAUACAUGCAUAUGCAGUUAGGAGAGGUAUUGAAUUUAAUGUUAUUGUGGCAAGUGCUCUUAUGGACAUGUAUGCCAACUGCAGGAGAGUGGAAGAUGCAAUUCAAGUUUUUAGGAAGAUGCCUCAAAAGGAUGUUGUAGCAUGGAAUGUGAUGAUUGCAGGUUAUGUUCAAAAUCAAUAUUUUAGUAAGGUAUUGAAGCUUUUUUAUGAAAUGCUACAAGAAGAUAUUCGGCCUGAUAGUUUCACCAUUGUAAGUGUUCUCUCAGCAUGUGCUCACUUGGUAGCACUACGACAUGGCAAAGAAAUCCAUGAUUACACAAUCAGAUAUGAGUUUGAGUCGAAUACAAUUGUAGGGAGUGCCAUUGUAGACAUGUAUGCCAAAUGUGGAAGCGUGGAGGAUGCAUGGAAAUGGUUUAUGAAGUUACCUCAAAAGGAUUUGAUCUCAUGGAAUGCAAUGAUUAUAGGUUAUGGUAUGCAUGGGCAUGGCAAGCAAGCCCUUACACUUUUCCACCAAAUGCAAAAUGAUGGCAUGGAGCCAGACCAAGUCACCUUUGCUGCCAUUCUAUCGGCAUGCAGCCAUGCAGGCCUAGUAGAUGAAGGUCGCCAAUACUUCAAUCAAAUUAGUCACAAAUAUUGCAUGACUCCCACCAUAGAGCACUAUUCCUGCAUGGCUGACCUCCUUGCCCGUGCUGGGCACAUAGAUGAAGCACAUAAUUUUAUAAAAAAUAUGCCAUUAGAGCCUAAUCGUACUAUAUGGGGUACAUUGUUAGGUGCUUGUAGAAAUUAUCGCAAUGUAGAGCUAGGGGAACAGGUUGCAGAGCGACUUUUUGAGAUCGAGCCAGAAAAUGAAGGAAAUUAUGUUCUCCUAUCAAACAUUUAUGCUGCAGCAGGCAGAUGGGAUGGUGUUCAAAGGGUGAGAAAAAUGAUGAAAGAGAAGGGUAUUAGAAAGAACCCUGGAUGUAGUUGGAUUGAGUUCCAAAACAAGGUGCAUGUGUUUCUUUCAGGAGACAAGCGUCACCCUCAAACUGAGAAAAUUUAUGCAGCAUUAGAUAACUUAACCGAACAGAUGAAGAGGUUAGGAUAUGUGCCGGACACAAGUUUUGUACUGUAUGAUGUUGAUGAAUUGGAAAAGGAGCGUGCCAUUUGUAGCCAUAGUGAAAGGCUUGCCAUUGUAUUUGGCCUUAUCAAUACAUGUAAUGGGACAUCUAUUCGUGUUACCAAGAACCUUCGUGUUUGUGGUGAUUGCCACAUUGCCACCAAGUUUAUGUCCAGGAUUGCCAAGCGGGAAAUUAUUGUCAGGGACACUAACCGUUUUCAUCAUUUCAAGGAAGGAUUGUGCUCAUGUGGGGAUUAUUGGUGAUGUUAUUUCAAUCAAGCAACAAGGAACUGAAGGUGAUAACUGUAGAUUCCAAGGCGAUGGAAAAAAUCAAGUGCCAUCUAGUAUCAUUUCGAGUAUAAUCUAUAGCGUGUCUCUCUUUGAUGUAAAUUUGCGUUCUAGAGUUGGCCAUGUUUUCCAUGCAAUUAUGAACCUAUAAAUCCUGACAAUCUCAGUGCCUCAAUGGUCUUGGAUCUGCAGUGCCAUUUUUGUUUCAAGGGGCCCAGGGAUGGAAAAUGAGGAUAGUUCUCACCUUUCUUUCACUGUUGAUAAUUUGAGGAAUUUGUUGAAGAGGAAAUAAAGUACAAGCUUGUCCUGUUGUUAAAGGCAAAUGCAAUUUUUGAAAAUUGUCCAACCUAAAAGUCCAGUUUUACAGGGUUUUGUUUCAAAAUGAUUGAUAUGUUGCUACAUGGCCCUUUGCCAAAGGUGGAUAUAAUACCUUUACUUGACUGUUGAUAGCUUGAGGAAUCCGUUGAAGAAGAAAUGAAGUUCAAGCUUGUGCUGCUGCCAAAGGAAAAUGGUAUUUUGCCAAUUCGUCUUCAACGAUUGGGUUGCAACCUGAAACCUUAUUUGCCAUGCAGGAUCUUUCUUCAAAAGACAUUGAUACGAACCUGAAACCUUAUUUGCCAUGCAGGAUCUUUCUUCAAAAGACAUUGAUAUGUUGCUUUAUCCUUGACCAAAGAUGGAAAUAAUUAGGAAUUGGAUGCUAGCUAGCUGGAAGUUGCAUGAUUCUGUUUGCGACAUAAUACUGACAGGGCAAUAUUUCUUAUUACUAUUACCAGAUUCAGGGGAGUCAGAGAAGAAACUUUGGAAAUUGGUGAGUUCCCCACCUUCUUUCACUGUUGGUAAUUUGAGGCAUUUGUUGAAAAAGUAAAUGCGUGCAAGAUUGCAUGUGGGCAAAAAAUGCAAUAUUUGCAGAAUUACAUUGGCGUCAACUAUUAUGUUACAAAUUCAAACAUUUGUGAGUCAUGUAGGCUCUUUUGUGUCAAAAAGCAUUGAUAUUUUACCCUAUGGAUACCUGGCCAAAGGUAUAAAUAUCUAGAAUUUGAAUGCUAGAUAGCUGAAAGUUGCAUGAUUCUGUUUCCACCUGAUACAAGAAGAGGAUAUUUCUCAUUAAUAUUUGUUUAUUAAAUGCACAAACAUGGAAUGCUUGAAGGGUGCCCUGGUUUAUGGGUUAGAUUCCUACAAUUACCGAUUGAGUCUUUGAUGCAAAAAGUUUUUGUUCAGACAGGCACGUAUUGCAGUCAUCUCAUCAAACAGCCACUUACACUAACUUAGGCUAUGUCAAGAUUUGGUGUCAAUUGAGACAAUGCUUAAGAGCUUCAACCUAUCUUAAGCUUGAUCAUACAUGGAAGCAGUUACUGGAUUAUGUAAAGUCUACACGGAUAACUGUGGGACAAUCAGCUCUAAGUUGUAUCCAUCCUAGUUGACAAACUGUAUUCUCAAGAGAAAUGGGUAGAUGAAAUAUCCAGCAAAACCAUCAUAAACAGACUUGCUGCUGAGAAAACUUCUUCAAAUCUCAGUUAGAUAUUUAUCUGACCAAGGCAGAAGCCCAAUCUAAAACUUAAGCCCAAACAUGACCAAUAAAUUGUGGAGAAAGGUUUUCGCCCAUUGGCAGGGUUAGGCUUUCAAAAGAAGAACUUAUUUGAAUUCCUAGCAAUUAUCUAGUGUCAUUAUGUGUAUUUCGUUUAUUCCAUUGUAUGAAGGUUAAUAUUUUGAUAUGGAUAGCAAUA